Bactrocera oleae (olive fruit fly) is the source of this 1624-nucleotide messenger RNA. Lineage: Eukaryota; Metazoa; Arthropoda; Insecta; Diptera; Tephritidae. The record is from RefSeq and is a predicted model, not a curated record.
UUUUUUUCUUCAAAUAUUAAUAGUCAGUGACAGUGACAAUUUAAAAAAAAAAUUAUUAAAUAACAAGGUAGAAUCGUGAAUAACAUCUGAAACCUAUUUGGGACACCCCAGGUAGUCGGCCGGAUUUUAUUGUUCGGAGCCGAGCAGAUGCCGUGCGAGAGAGAAAGAAAAACUCAAAGUUAUUUCUUUGUUUUCUAUCGCGCACUAGAUUUGAGCAUUUUUUAGUAUGUAACAGAUUUUUGGUGGGAUCAGACGUGUUUCAUUUUCUUGACAGUGAAAAAUAUAGCUAUGGAACAAUUAUCGAGAGCUGACUAUGAUCGGUUAAGUGCAACCGAAAGGAAUGAGGAAAUAAUUUCGAAUACAGAUCAUACAUUUGACAUGUGGCACUCCAAUUCUUAUCCGCAGUAUCCCGCGAUGAUGGGAUUGACGAGAUUCCAUAAUAUUCUGCGUUUUUUGCGAUUCAACGAUGGUAAUACUCGAAGUGAACGUAAAAAAGAAGACAAGGAAGCUCCAAUUCGUGAUGUAUGGACAAUGUUUAAUUUAAAUUUAGCUCAGAUGUACAAACCAACUGCUAACUUGACGAUUGAUGAACAGCUUUAUCCAUACCGUGGCCGUACUGGAUUUACUCAAUAUAUUCCAUCGAAACCAGCUAAGUAUGGUAUAAAGAUCUGGUGGAUUUGUGAUGCAGAAAACGCAUAUCCUUUGCAAGGGAUUAUGUACACUGGUAAAACAGAUAAUACUCGAUAAAAAAAAUCAGGGUGGAAGAGUAGUGAAAGAAUUGGCGGCUCCGUACCGAGGUAGUGGGAAAAGCACCUGCAUGGAUAACUUCUUUACUACUGUACCAGUUGCUAAACAUUUGUUGUCGUGGAAUAUUACCAUUGUUGGGCGAAUAAGACACGGGAGCAGUAUUCGACAGCUUUUGGAUUUCACGAAAAGGUUACCAUGUGUUCCUACGUUCCUAAAAAAAAUAAAGCUGUCAUUCUGAUAUCUACAAUGCAUUCAGAUAUAUCAGUUGGUGAUGACGCUAAACGAAAACCAGAAAUAAUAAAUUUUUAUAAUAAAUAUAAAGCUGGAGUUGACAAUAUGGACCAAAUGGUGCGGAGAUACACCAGUCAACGACGAUCUUCGAGAUGGCCAAUGGCAAUGUUCUUCAACAUGCUAGAUAUUUCUUCACUUGCGGCAUAUAUAAUUUAUUAUGAAAAUAAUAAAAUGAUUAUCAAAAAAAGACAGAACGUCGUCAAUUUAUGCGUAAACUAAGUGAAGAACUAACAUUGCCGAUGAUUGAACAUCGCACGGCGAAUCCACAAGUAAUGCGCCACUUCUCAACAAAGAUUGCCAUUGAAAUUGUAUUAGGCCAUAUACUGACUGAAACAGUCGUGAUAAAUCCUGGUCCAGAGACUCCAAAAGAUAAAACCGAAAGGAAAAAAGUAACAGGAUCUUGUCAUGUCUGCAAUGCUUUGCCAAUAAGAAGACGGCGAAAGACACGUAAGGCCUGUGCCAAUUGUCACCAACCUGUGUGUGACGAGCACUCAGUUAAUCGAGUUCAAUGUCAUUAAUUAUAGAAAAAGUGUAAUAUUUCUUUAUUUUUUUAAUAAAAUUUAGUUGCAUGCAUUAAUGGAAAUUA